Molecule: messenger RNA, 2999 nt
Organism: Lycium ferocissimum
Lineage: Eukaryota; Viridiplantae; Streptophyta; Magnoliopsida; Solanales; Solanaceae
Product: receptor-like protein Cf-9
Exons: 3
Coding region: 71-2482 (803 amino acids)
Molecular function (GO): protein binding
Source: RefSeq, a predicted model, not a curated record
GCACACCAACACUGCACCAAGUUCAUCAAAAACAAAAAUAAUCCAACUCUAAAAUAUCGUUUAGAAAUAUAUGAUGAUGGUUCCCAAAAUAUUCCCUCUACUUCAGUUUUUCACUCUCUUGUACCUCUUUUCAAUUACUUUUGCUUCUACUAAGGAAGCAACUGCACUCCUAAAAUGGAAAACAACCUUCAAGAACCAGAAUAAUUCCUUAUUGGAUUCAUGGAGACAAAGUUCUGAUGUAUGCAGCGGAUGGUAUGGAGUUAUAUGCUUUAAGGGUAGGGUAAACAGGCUGAAUAUUACAAACGCAAGUGUCAUUGGUACACUCUAUGAUUUCCCCUUUUCAUCUCUCCCAUUUCUUGAGUAUCUUGAUCUUAGCAGGAACAAUAUCGUUGGUACCAUCCCACCUGAAAUUGGUAAUCUCACUAAUCUUGUCUAUCUUGACUUGUCCUUCAAUAAGAUUUCAGGCACAAUCCCACCACAAAUUGGCUCACUAGCCAAGCUUCAGACCCUUCAUAUCUCUGUAAAUGUUUUAAAUGGUUCCAUCCCAGUAGAAAUGGGCUAUCUGAGGUCUCUUAAUGAGCUAGAUUUGAGUACUAACUCUCUUCAUGGUUCUAUUCCUGCUUCAUUGGGGAAUUUGAACAACUUAAUCUAUUUGCAUCUUUAUGAGAAUAACCUUUCCGGCUCAAUUCCUGCAGAAAUAGGGAAACUUGUCAAUCUCGUUGAAGCUUAUCUUGAUACAAACCAGUUAACAGGUCAGAUCCCUCCAGAAAUAGGUAACUUGACCAACGCAAAAGUGUUCUAUGCUUUCUUCAAUGAUUUGUCUGGUCCCAUUCCUGCUGAAAUAGGCAAGAUGAAGUCACUUCAGGAAUUAAGCUUACUCUCAAACAAUCUUUCUGGUUUAUUUCCAAAAACUAUAGGUGACUUAACUGAGCUCAAAUUCCUACACCUUUAUUCUAAUCGACUCUCUGGUCCAAUUCCUAGUGAGUUAGGGAAUCUGAAAAACCUCUAUUUCAUGUCAUUAUCUACCAAUCAACUCACUGGUUCAAUUCCUACUUCCUUUGGCAAUUUGGGUGACUUGCAAACUCUACUUCUCAGUUACAACAAUUUCAUUAGUGAGGAAAUUGCUCCAUUUGUUUGCAAUUUGACAUCACUGAAACAUCUCUCUUUAGAGGGGAACAACUUGAAGGGAGUAAUUCCGCAAUGUUUGGGUGAAAUUAAUGACCUUCAGAAUUUGUGGAUAUCACAUAAUAAUCUCAGUGGAGAGAUCCCUACGUCUAUUUGUAAUUUAACAUCACUACGAGGUCUAAAUUUGGCAAGAAACAAUCUGAAGGGAGAAAUUCCGCAAUGUUUGGCUAAUAUCAGUGAGCUUGAGUAUUUGGAUAUGCAACACAACAAUCUUUCUGGGACUUUUCAGAGUACGUUUAGCAUUGGAAGUGUACUCAGAAGCUUCAACUUGCAGGGAAAUAAGCUACACGGAAAAAUUCCACGAUCCUUGGCAAAUUGCCAACAACUGGAAGUUCUUGAUUUUGGAGAUAAUCUCCUCAAUGAUACAUUCCCAAUGUGGUUGGGGACUCUGCCAGAGCUACGAGUGUUAAGUUUGAGAUCCAAUAAAUUGCAUGGACCCAUUAGAACUUCAAGGUUCAUGAAGAACUUUUUUCCUAAGCUUCAAAUCAUGGACCUCGGUUGCAAUACAUUUACGUCAGAGUUACCUGCAAAUCUUUUUCAAAAUUUAGAAGCCAUGAAGAGAAUUAAUCAAACACUGGAGGAAUCAAGUAAUGUUAUAUCCCAUGAUUAUUACCAAGACUCUGUAACUAUCGUAACAAAGGGACGGGAGCUUGAAGUUGUGAGAAUCUUGUCUUUGUACACCACUAUUGAUUUUUCAAGAAACAGAUUUGAAGGACACAUUCCAAGUAUUAUGGGAGAUCUCAUUGCACUUCGUGUGUUGAAUUUGUCUCAUAAUAGAUUGCAAGAUCAUAUACCGGCAUCACUCGGAAAUUUAUGUUCAGUUGAAUCAUUGGACCUAUCAGCUAACCAUCUUGCAGGAAAGAUACCCGAACAACUUACGUCUCUUACUUUUCUUGAAUUCUUGAAUCUUUCCCACAAUCAUCUCCAAGGAUGCAUCCCCACAGGACGCCAAUUUGCUACAUUUGAGAAGAACUCGUACGCAGGCAAUGAUGGGUUACGUGGAUUCCCUGUUUCGAAAGGUUGUGGAAAUAGCGGGAUGCCUGAGACAAACAACAUAACGCAUGCACUGAAUCAAGAAAGCAAUUCUAUGUUCCUAAGUGAAUUUAGAAAGGCGAUCCUUAUGGGAUAUGGGGUUGGACUAGUUAUUGGAUUAUCCAUAGCAUAUUUCCUGCUUUCAGCACGAAAUACCAAUUGGCUUUCUCGAAUCGUUAAAGAACUAGAAUACAAAAUCACUAUGAGAAGGAGAAAGAAGCAACGAGGUCGAAGGAACUACAGAAGAAGAAUUAAUCACUUCUAGAUAAGUUAUAAGCUUUGAUUUCAGAACUUCAGGUAUAUAAAUUAAGCUCUACGCUGAUCAUUUAGUUUAUUGUAGUUAUUAAUAUCUUAGUUUUUAUACUUUUGCUAUAACAAUAACUGAUCAAUUCUCUAUACUAAGCAUAUAUUUAUUUCCAAUAACUUCAAUUAGUAGAAGAUUUUGAAAAGAAUCAGCCUUAGUUGAUGUUUUAAGCUAAUAAAAGUUUAACUAAGGUAUUUGGAUUACAGUGGUUACUGUUAAGCUAUUCCAUUGAGAAGCUGGUGUAAAUGGAAGUGGAGAAAGGGAAGAAAAAGUUAUGGCAAUGAAUGGAAACGAACGCAUGAUGCUUUUAGAAGACCACAACAACAAUCAACGAUGCCAGCAUCGAGAGCUAGAUAUCAUUCAACUUUUAUUUUUUUUGGUGUAACAUUGUGAUGUUAAUGAUGUUUAUCCAGUUUUUGCACCUUUUGUAUGUGUUUAAGCAACAGUAUUACAGUUAUUUCAUUAAAGAAAAGAUGUA